AUGGAGGAGCGCUACGAUCGAGCAAAGGGCAAAGGUGGUGGCAGAACGGACGGCAACAACAUCGGCAAGGAGAUCGACGGGAAGUUAUACUUCACCGAGGAGCAGGUGAUCGCUUGUCUCACGUCCCAUCUCAACAUCAACGCCGACGGGUCGACGGCGCGUGGCAAGGCACCGAGUGGCCCCAGCAAGUGUCACGGCGGGCGUGGCCACAGCAAGGAGUGCAGCAAGGAGGCGCGCUCAACAAACACCAAGAACGGCAUCGGCGGAGAGAUCGCCGCCGCCGCCUGCCACUACUGUGGCAAGAGCAGGCACUAG
Messenger RNA from Miscanthus lutarioriparius, 315 nucleotides. Lineage: Eukaryota; Viridiplantae; Streptophyta; Magnoliopsida; Poales; Poaceae. The record is from the annotation of a GenBank genome assembly.